Molecule: messenger RNA, 1542 nt
Organism: Durusdinium trenchii
Lineage: Eukaryota; Dinophyceae; Suessiales; Symbiodiniaceae
Source: the annotation of a GenBank genome assembly
GUAGUAAUGCCCUUUGUGUAGCGAUGCACUUGUUACUAGUAUCUAGAAGCUACUACAUCUUUGUUUUUAGUAGCUUGGCACAUCGAAUAUUUUUUGUUGUUUUUAAAGCCCGCUCCUAGGAUGGACACCAUCGCUAUUAGGUUAAGUAGGCUCCUACUCAAUUAAGUAAGGGAGAAGUUCGCUACGAGCUACUUAAGCUGCUACACAUAGACGCAAGAUAGCUCACGCUUCUUCAAGGCAGCAGGGGGAGCUUCCUGGUAGAAACGUGAGCUAUCCUGCGUCCAGUAGCUAGUAGCGUCCAGUACCUAAUAGCUAUUAUAUAACUAGCUUCCUGUUACCUCUUAGCGGCCUAACCCUCCAUCAAGAAAAAUAACUGUUUCGCGUUUGGCACAAGCAGACUGGGAUCCCAUGAUUGUUUGGAGGCAUCUUUGAGAAGCAGGCAGCUGAAGUUUGGGGAGGUGCCUGGCGUCAAAAAGUUUGACUUCAUCAUUGCAUCAGAGAUCCUUGAAAUGGAUGGCUCUCACUCUGCCAUUCUGCGAACUGCACGAAAGCUUUUGAAGUCAUCAGGCACCUUUGUCAUCAUGGCAUCAGGUGCUGCAAUGGACACCUUUCUUCAUGAAGCAGCUGGCGUUUUCCCGAAGAUUCAGGUGAAGAGGGAGUACGACGAGACUGUCAGCAAAGCUUUGCACGGCAUGCCCUGCCGUCCCAAGCUGGCUCUUUUGCGGCGGCCUGCGCCUGCCAAGCGCAAAGUGCGACAGGUUGUCGUUGAAGUGCCUGUCGAGAUGGACCUGCAAUGCGAAGACCCAGAGAGUGAGGCUCAAAGUCAGGAAGAUCUGAAAGACGGAGAUGACGACGGGGACGAGGACAAAGAGGACUCGUCAGAGACCGUGGACGUGGUGGACGUGCGUCCAACGGAGAAGUUCAGCCGCUCCAGCUCAGAGUUCCCUGGGUGCGAAGUAGGGCCUGGUGGCCAGACUGGCCACACACGCCAGACAGGCCCAUCUCCAUGCCCAGGGUCUCCAGGCUACAGUUUGCCCGGUUUGCAGAUGCGGAGUGCCUCUGCUUCGCAGCUCACAAGGCUUGGACAAUUUGUUUCAGAAAGUCAGGGAAGAACAGGAAUGGAGCUCAAAGGCGCUUUGGGACUGCGAGGAGGCGCUCUCUCGCGGCCAUUGAUUCGUCGAGCAAAGUCCUUGCCGCAGCAGGAAGGACUCCAGACUUUGCCGCCUGAGAUUUAAUGUGGUGAUUCACAAAGAAUCACUUGAAUUUGCUGGAAUUUGAGCUCACACGAAUUUAGCAAUUGUAAAUUGUAUGUGUAUAUACUCAGACCUGCCUGCAGAACACUUGCACGGCUGGCCCUGUGGCGUCUUGAAACCUGAGAUGGCCACACUGUACGUUAUGCGUGAUGCCCCAAAGAAGCGAUGAUUCAUGCGCUUCUACGGCUUCUACCUCCUGUUGCCUGUCCACUGAAUGACAAAGAAUGCUUAAUUUAGGCCAGGACAGGUUGGUAGGUUGGUUUUGCGUAAAGACAGUCUUUUUAUUCAG